Molecule: messenger RNA, 1763 nt
Organism: Camellia sinensis
Lineage: Eukaryota; Viridiplantae; Streptophyta; Magnoliopsida; Ericales; Theaceae
Product: Clathrin adaptor complexes medium subunit family protein
Biological process (GO): intracellular protein transport; vesicle-mediated transport
Cellular component (GO): clathrin adaptor complex
Source: RefSeq, a predicted model, not a curated record
CACCCGUUAUCCUAAUAAAUAAAAUGAGAGGAUAAUAUUUUGGACGGAGGGGGAGUAUCUGGUAAACCAUUUUUUCUACCACUUAAACAAUCAAAUUCGAUUUGCUUCAUCUCUGUCCAUCCUAGAGAGAGAAAAACAAGAGAGAGAGAGAGAGAGAGACAGAUAGAGGGAGAUGUUGCAGUGUAUAUUUCUUCUCUCAGAUUCUGGGGAGGUAAUGCUUGAGAAACAGCUCACUGGACAUCGGGUUGAUCGGUCUAUAUGUGCUUGGUUUUGGGAACAAGCAAUCUCACAAGGUGAUUCCUUCAAGCUUGUACCGGUUAUUGCUUCGCCAACACAUUACCUUUUUCAAAUUGUUCGUGAGGGUAUCACGUUCUUAACAUGCACCCAAGUUGAAAUGCCACCUCUAAUGGGAAUUGAGGAUCGGGUAUCUAAGAAGCAAAUUGGGACCGACCGUAGAGUUGGAGAUUUCUAUGUGUUCCUUUGCAGAGUGGCUGAUGUUCUCUCUGAUUAUCUUGGAGGGAUGAAUGAAGAUUUGAUCAAGGAUAACUUUGUUAUUGUAUACGAGCUUUUGGAGGAGAUGAUAGAUAAUGGAUUCCCUCUCACAACAGAGCCUAACAUCCUGAGGGAGAUGAUACCUCCUCCAAAUAUUGUUAGCAAAAUGUUGAGUGUUGUGACUGGCAACAGUUCCAAUGUGAGCAACACCCUUCCAGGUGCAACAGCAACUUGUGUUCCAUGGAGGACAAUGGACCUGAAACAUUCAAAUAAUGAAGUUUAUGUUGAUCUCGUUGAAGAAAUGGAUGCAAUAAUAAACAGGGAUGGAGCGCUGGUGAAAUGCGAGGUUUAUGGUGAAGUUCAAGUGAACUCCCAUCUCUCAGGUCUUCCUGAUUUGACUCUUUCAUUUGCAAAUCCUUCUAUUCUAAAUGAUGUGAGAUUCCAUCCAUGUGUUCGGUUUCGUCCAUGGGAAUCCCACCAGAUUCUGUCAUUUGUGCCUCCUGAUGGGCAGUUUAAGCUCAUGAGUUACAGAGUCAAAAAGUUGAAGAGUACUCCGAUAUAUGUAAAGCCACAGCUAACCUCAGAUUCUGGGACAUGUCGAGUCAGUGUUUUGGUAGGAAUACGAAAUGAUCCUGGAAAGACAAUCGAUUCAAUAACUGUCCAAUUUCAACUGCCCCCUUGCAUUUUAUCAGCUGAUCUGACCUCAAAUCACGGAACAGUAAACAUCCUUGCUGAUAAGACCUGCUCUUGGUCAGUCGGACGGAUCCCAAAAGAUAAAGCCCCAUCAAUGUCUGGGACACUAGUCCUUGAGACGGGCUUAGAGCGCCUUCAUGUAUUUCCCACGUUUAAAGUGGGUUUCAGGAUUAUGGGUGUUGCUCUCUCCGGCCUGCAAAUAGAUAAAUUGGAUCUGAAGAAUCUACCUAAUCGCCCAUACAAAGGUUUUCGAGCUCUCACACGAGCAGGGGAGUUUGAAGUUAGGUCAUAGCCUCGACUAUUGUGCCAAUGUGGGUUUGAAAAAAAGAGGCUUCUACUAGGUUUGAGAUAAUUAUUGUCCCAUUUGCUGUGAUAUUUCCAUUCUUGAAGCUGAGUUUUAUGGCUCGGUUUCUCUGCAGAGUGCUUAUACUGUUUUACUGGAAAUUAUUUCAUCCAUUGUAAUUUGUCAAUCAAAGGGAGUAACCAAAGGACUAGAAGCACAAACCUUGUAGGAAUCUAAACUUUGUAAACUGAUUUUGUCGAUGCAAUAGCUGUACAACUUGAUUUUGAGUUUAUGA